UUGUCGCAGUUGCUAUUCUUUACUAAACAAUAAUGAGCAAAUAAAUUUUUUCACUAUUUUUAUAACUUAUAUUUAAAAAUUUAAUUAAUAUUUUGGAGAAUCCUAUUACCUUCACCAGCUAUUUAUUUUGAUAAUGUGAUAGUAAGUGAACCGAUGGCUUCAAAUGUGCAAGGCUCUUCUUUCACUCAACAAACAUUUGUUGAGGAAAUUGAUUACAAUGAGAUUCAGGAAUUACAGGUGGUAGGUAAAGGAGCUUUUGGUGUCGUAUGGAAGGGUCUUUGGAGGAAUACAUUUGUUGCUGUAAAGCACAUUAAUUCCGAGGCAGAAAAACGUCAAUUCGCAAUUGAAGUGCGACAAUUGUCUCGAGUUUCUCAUCCUAAUAUUGUGCAGUUGUAUGGAGCAUGUACACAAGGUGCUCACGUGUGUCUUGUUAUGGAGUAUGCUGAAGGGGGCUCAUUAUACAAUGUUCUUCAUGUCCGGCCAAAACCGAAAUAUACUGCGGCUCAUGCUAUGAGUUGGGCAAGACAGUGCUCAGAGGGUGUGGCAUAUCUACAUGCUAUGAAGCCAAAGCCAUUAAUUCACAGGGAUCUUAAACCUCCAAACUUACUAUUAGUUGCAGGAGGAAAGAAAUUGAAAAUUUGUGAUUUUGGCACUGCUGCUGAUAAAGCCACAUACAUGACUAAUAAUCAAGGUAGUGCUGCUUGGAUGGCACCAGAGGUAUUUGAGGGAUCUUCUUACACAGAAAAAUGUGAUGUGUUUUCAUGGGGAAUUAUUUUAUGGGAAGUUUUAUCCAGAAGAAAGCCAUUUGAAGAAGGAGGCACAGCAUAUAGGAUAAUGUGGGCAGUUCAUACAGGGGAGCGGCCUAAUUUAAUAGAAGGGUGUCCGGAACCCAUAGAGCAAUUAAUGACUCAGUGUUGGCAUAAAGUUCCUUCAGAGAGACCCAGCAUGGCCAAGGUUGUAGAGAUUAUGAAAGCACUAUGCGAAUUUUUUCCCGGCGCCGAUACUCCAAUCAACUAUGAUGACCUGGAAGCAGACGAGGAAGAAUACUCUGACGACUACAUGAUCUACGACAGUCGGGAGAGCUAUGACACAGACACUGAGAAUAUGACACAAGCCCACAAUCCCAUAUUUUCAAAUGAAUCAAAUUCAAUAAGGAAUACAGGGAAACUCUCCCCUCGGCCUAGAAGCUUUGUAGAGAGCCAAGUGAAUAGAUUACAGGUGUUAAUGGAACCAAAGCCUACAGUGUCUGAUUUGAAACCAAAAAAGCCAGAGUUGUUAGAACCAGGUCGACUGGCAAAAUUGAACUCCCCCGGAUCCGAGAGGUGUAUGCCUAGUGAAGGAAGUACUCCUCAGGACACAUUAAGAGUGUUUCGGAGUCCCAAUAUUUUUAGUGAAUCCUCUACUCCUCGGGGGCCAUCGCCCAUCGUUAAUUAUAAUAUUGGGAAUAUGAAUCCGAGGCAUAUUGACAUUGAGCAGUAUUGGAAUAGGGAGAAUGAUAAGUCUCCAGCGAGGACACCCUCAGCUAUUAGCACAAAUUCGUCUCGUAAAGAGGAUUAUAACCAGAAUUACUGUGAUAAAUUGAGUGCGGCAAAUAGUCCUAUGACUCCGAUAAGGGAAUACAAUGGGAAUGUGGGUGAUACAAGAUAUCAGACACCAUUGCAAAUUGAUGUUGAUCCUAACUCCUGGGAAUUGCGGGAAGGACUUCAAGAUAUUGACGGCUACGUUGAAGUGAGACACACUGGCGGACUUGACAAGUUUAUGCCGAUUGGUAACAGCAGUAGUUCGGGCGCGGAAGGCGCGGCCCCAGCAACCGAACCUGACCCAGAUCUUGAUUCUAUGCACAUGAUGCUGGACCCACACUUAAGGCCUAUCUCGCCUGACCUCACAAACGAAGAAUCCAAGCGGAUAUUUGAGGAGCACAAGCAGUUGGCGCAGGAGUAUCUCAAGAUACAAACAGAGCUAGCGUACUUGAGCAAACACAAAUCGGAGCUCGAAGAAAAAAUGGAUGAUGAAGAGUUGCGACAAAAAAGAGAGAUCAUACAACUUGAGAAUGAAAAGGAUUCGUUAAUUAAACUUUAUUGUACAUUGAAAAAUCAAGUGACUCGAGCGGAAAAUGAAAGCUGGCUUCUGGGAGAGGAUGCGCCGCACCAGUGACGUCACACGACCCUGACGUCACGUGACGCCGCGGACCACACGCAUUUGUCCAAUUAGGUCAAUUGUCAUUUUGAUUUUUGGCAUGGAAUACUUUCGGAAAACGUUUGAGAUUUAUAGAGACGCCAUUUUGUAAGUUAUAGUUACCGUUGAAUUAUUUUUUUCAAGGUUUUCUCACAUUACAAUAGAUGGAAAAGUUUUAGUACUUUUUAUGUGUUAAAACUUUACAAAAUGGUACUGUGGUGCGUUUUUUUUAAUUUUACUUUCUUUUACAUAAUGCUAAUUUUGGUUUACGAGAGUAUAUGUAAUUAAACUUUAAACGCGUAUUUAGUACUGAAGGUUUACGCGUUUCGUAUUAAAUACUAAAUCUAGUCAAACUGGACUUUAGUACUUAGAGGUUAUCUAGUCUCGAUGCGUGUGAUCGCGGUGACUGCGAAAGACUUAGAGUACAUCGUUACUACAUUGAUCUCAAGUCGCCGAACGAGUUUUUCAUUAUAUUAUAGGCAUAGCUAAACAGAAUUUUCAUAAUUAACGAUUUAAAGCUGUAGAGCACCAACACGGCCACAAAAGAAAAAAAGAAAAGAAAUAAGUUUAACAAAAAUAGUAUAAAUAUAAUAAGUAUAGGUGCGGACGGCGUUCACAAACAAUGCUUUUAAUUGAUAAGUUUAAACAAGGUUUACAUAACAUGAUUGAUUUAAUUUAUUCGAAAUAGUAGAGGAUAGGAUUUUCUAAAUCGCGAGUGACGUCAUUGACAAAUUUUCUCAGAAAUAGUUGCACGUCCUUCGUGUAUAAUUCGAUAUUUUAUUUAUCUAUACUAUUAUCUAAAUAAUCUUUAUAAGAUUUGAUGUUUUUGUAAAUAAAAAAAUUGUUUGAUGAUGAUUUUAAUGAUUAUAAUGUGAAGGAUAGUGCCUGCUUCUAGCUAUACUCUCGGGGCGUAAUUCUGACUAUUAAUUUACUUCUAAAACUAAAAAAGGCCUCAUUGAGUGAAAUGCACAACCUUGGCUCGUAAAGUUUUAAUUAGUACUGGGAUUAUGUGCUCCGCCAAAAAUUGGUUCAUAUUUUAGUGGUAAUCUGUGGAAUAGAAAACAACAGAUACAUAAUAUUUUAAAAGAGGUUUAGAAUAUCGAAAUGCGUUGAUUAUGCGAUCUCAUUUCAAUUCAUAAGAGGAGAAAGAGAUAGAGAAUUCGAUUUUAAUAGCUAUGCCUAUACUGAUUUUAAUGUAUGGUUCCUUUUUUAAUCGCUUUACAUUUGGAAUUGAUUAAUUCCGUCGUUUUCGUUGACUCCGUUUGUUUUUUAUUUGAUUUGAAAAUUUUUGCACACAAAGGAUAAAGUUUGCACACAUAUUAAGCGUUGAAACUUAGAGUGAAGUAUGAUUCCUGUAUUAUAAAUCCUAAUACAUUUUGACGUACGGGACGUACGUAACUAAAUCUUGUUUCUGAUUUAGUUCAUUGUCAGCUUAAUUUAACUUAUUGAUUUAGUUUUUUUAUGAAUAAGGUACGUGUUUAUUACUAUUUUAUGUUAGUCAAAAAUCAUUUAUUCAUAUAGGUAACACAAUGUACACUUAUGAACGUUAAAGAAAGAAAUAUACAUGAAAUGCUUCUAAUUUUACAUUUACGGCCAGUUCUCAAAUCAAGGGUGCAGAACGGAAGAGCUAUGCUGACCUUGUGUGCAAAAAUUAUCGCAGUAGAUUUUGAAUAAAAACUAUGUUUUUACUAAUCACAAAAGCGUUCAAGAGAGCACGUUUUAGGGCUCUUUUAGCUAUGGUUCACAAUACAUGUAGAAGGCCUUGUAAACGAGUGAUUUUCGACUUUACUGAGCAACUUAGCCUGUUUACAAACCCCUCUACAUUAUUAUUAAUAUUUAAAUGAUGUAUUCGGUGUGCAUAUGAUUUUAUUAGAUUUAAUUUAGAUAUAGAUUACAUAAGUAUUGUUAAUGUUAAGUUUAAUAAAGUAUAUGGAAUUUUA
Messenger RNA from Pieris rapae (cabbage white), 4115 nucleotides. It is a transcript of the gene Tak1, whose product is annotated as mitogen-activated protein kinase kinase kinase 7. Gene Ontology annotation, molecular function: magnesium ion binding; ATP binding; MAP kinase kinase kinase activity. The coding region runs from base 154 to 2154 and encodes 666 amino acids. Gene Ontology annotation, biological process: protein phosphorylation; positive regulation of canonical NF-kappaB signal transduction; JNK cascade. The record is from RefSeq and is a predicted model, not a curated record. Lineage: Eukaryota; Metazoa; Arthropoda; Insecta; Lepidoptera; Pieridae. The transcript has 10 exons.